UGUUUAGCAGCGGAAAAGAGCUUCUAUUGGACAAAUGCCUUUCAUGUUUCGUUGUCUUCCGUUUGGUUUCGUUACGCGUCCACCGAGUCAUAGACUACUCUGUCAGCCAUUCUGAUACAGAGCCAGUAGUCUAUUCUGAAGACGAUAGCGCAAUACUAUAGCCAAGUAAUCUACAGAUCGGAACUAAACAUGAUCAUCGACAGAGUUAUCUACAACGGCUUCAACACUUUGAAUCCAGGGACUGCUAUGACGAGCCCAGUUUAUAUGCAGUCUUUUUAUCCGGAUAGCUGUUUUAUGGAGCUCAACAACUCUUUCUGUACUCCAAACGAAUUUGAUGCCUCAGGCAAUGUUGGAAGCCCAAUUUCAUCAACAGCAAGUACUGAUACAAAAGAGUUUUCCAUGAGUGAGGUGCGGUCUUUCGAACGUUUCCAAGGUGUGCGUGUGAAGAAUACUGUGAAAGAACUGAUCAUGCAGAAACGCCGCAACCACAGGGUUCAUCAGCAUCCUGAGGGAGAAUGCACAGCCUUGAUAGCCCUUCUCCAAGGGCAGAAGAGGACUGCAGACUGCAUGAUAACAGAUUUUCCUGCUAAAAGACUUUGUACUUCAAAGGGAAUGCAGAUUGUGAGCCCUCCAAACAUAAGCACAAUCGAUGCUGACAUCCUGGACCUGGGAUAUGAGUCCAUGAAAUCUGAGAUCUCCCCUGAAGAGACCAGCCCAGACCCCUUCAGCUUUGUCGGCUGUCAGUCACUUUACCCUCAAAACCAGCUCCCACAUGCAGUUGGAAACUCUUACAUCCCCCAGGCUUUUACACCUCAACUCUCCCCAAACAGCAUUUGUCCAUUGGCUCAGUUUGCUGAAGGGGAGCCAAUGUCCUUCUUUCAAUGGCAGAUCCAACAGGAAGAGAAGAAGUUGGCCAGUUUCACCCCCGAGAUGCUCACAAGCCAGGAUGACGAUGGAGACACAUUCCUGCACAUAGCUGUGGCACAGGGCAGAAGGGCUGUGGCUUUUGUGCUGGCCGACAAGAUGGCAAAAAUUGGUAUGCUGGAUAUGAAAGAACACAAUGGUCAGAGUGCACUUCAGUUGAGUGUUGCCGCCAAUCAACAUCUGAUAGUACAGGACCUGCUGAGUCUGGGGGCUCAGAUCAACACCGCUGACCGCUGGGGUCGCUCCCCUCUGCAUGUGUGUGCAGAGAAGGGCCACAUUCUCACUCUCCAGACCAUCCAAAGAGCCAUGAAAGGCAAAGGACAAAAACUCAAUGUGGAGGAAUUCAACUACGACGGCCUUACUCCUCUUCACACAGCAGUGCUGUCCCACAAUGCUGUGGUUCAUGAGUUGAGUUGUAUGGCGACCCACCAGUCUCCUGGAGCAACAGAGCUCGUGCAGAGGAGGAAACUACUGGGGGAGUGUGUCAGCAUGCUCCUGCUUAUGGGUUCCUCCUGUGCAACAAAGGAUCGUAAAAGUGGACGCACUUCCCUGCAUAUGGCUUCGGAAGAGGCUAAUGUGGAGCUCUUACGCGUCUUCCUGGACCAGCAAGGAUCUCUGUCUUCGGUCAAUGCCAAGGCAUUCAGUGGAAACACAGCGCUGCACAUUGCCAGUGCUAUACAUGGUCGCUUGGCUCAGGUGGAUGCUGUAAAACUGCUGAUGAGGAAAGGGGGCGACCCCAGCGCCAUGAACCUAGAGAAAGAGCAGCCGGCCCAGCUGGUGUCUAAAGGACCCAUUGGAGACCAGGUGCGUCGUAUCCUGAAGGGGAAGGGCUACCAUGCUCGGUCCUCAGCAAAGUAGAGCGCAGGAUGUAAUCCUCAGUCUAGAAACACUGUCAGUUAGACAGUCCGGUCCAGUCUAUGUAAAAACGAUUUGCUAUCGUUUGUAUGGCAAAUGUCAGUUGUUUCAAUGAAACAGUGAAUGUUGUUCGCUACUGUGUAGUUUAAAGGGAAUGUUAUUUUAAAACUUUAUGACAAUGGAAAGAGCUUGUUAACCACAAUUGGUGGAGCCCACAGGCUGCCUCACCUGUUAUUCCAGUAUAAAACACAUUGGACUGGAAUCUGCAUCAUGUUAAAACUAUGGCAUGAAUAUUUUUUAUUUUAGGAUUGAGUUGUUGCAACUGUUUGGUACUGUUUUAAUUAAUAGUCCAUUUUGUGAAAGUGCAUUGGAAGGAUGUCUUUAAUUAUGAUAAAAACACCCUGCCCCAUAAUCCUAUUAGUAAUUCAUUACAAUUCAUUAAUUAAUUACUAUUAAAGUCAUUUCGAUUUGUUUUGUAAAUGUUGAUUGCAUACCAGAAGCUCAAUACAUUCCUUGGAUAUGGUGUGAGUGUGGGGGUAUUGCCUUUAUUUAUAUAUGUGUAAGUGUAGUUAACAUUAUUAACACAUUUAGUGAGUUGUCUAGUCACAAAUAAUUAAGGCAUAUUGUAUCAUUGUUUAUGCAGUCGUUGUUUUCCAAAAUGUUUCUUUAUUAUAAAGAACAUUUAAAUACUGAGUGUAAUUGAUUUUGUGUAAUCUUUUUUGGAAUGUUGAUGUCAGAUUAUGAAUUUACUAAUCGUUUUUGCUAUUAUCAGAUUUGUUAACACUAA
Esox lucius (northern pike) is the source of this 2566-nucleotide messenger RNA. RefSeq names its product nuclear factor of kappa light polypeptide gene enhancer in B-cells inhibitor, zeta (gene nfkbiz). NCBI's taxonomy places the organism in Eukaryota, Metazoa, Chordata, Actinopteri, Esociformes, Esocidae. Gene Ontology annotation, cellular component: nucleus. Gene Ontology annotation, biological process: regulation of gene expression. The record is from RefSeq and is a predicted model, not a curated record. The transcript is spliced from 12 exons. Gene Ontology annotation, molecular function: DNA binding; POU domain binding. The coding region runs from base 190 to 1782 and encodes 530 amino acids.